AUGGAUACAUCAUUAUUUCUAUCAGUAUGCAAUAAUAAAAUAUUUAAUAGAUUUAUAUUCAAUAGUAUUAAAUGUAUUAGAGAUGAGAAUUUUAUUUUAUCAGAACUCCUAUAUGAUGGAAAAUGUAUAGUAUAUAGAUGGAAUGAGAUGAUUGAAUCACCACAAGUAAUGGCAGGAAAUGGCUAUAUUGGAUUGUUAAAGCAGUGGUCAAGUUCAAAUUCAAUCAAGAAUAUGAAGCCCUACGAUAUAUUCGUGACAUUGGUGAAUGCAAUCAGAGCAAAUUCAAUAGAGAUCCUACGCUAUUUGAUUGAAGAUCAAAAUAUAGAUAGCGGUAUUAUAGUUGGCAAUCUAUCUGGUACCAAAUAUAAUGACCUACUCUACUAUGCCGUUUGGUUCGGUAGAUUUGAUAUAAUCAAAUAUUUAGAGAGCUACUGUCAAGCACAUCGAUUGAAACUCAAAUAUAGAAACUGCAUCAGCAAAGCACCGUUCUCACAAGACAUCGAGAUUUUGAAAUAA
This is a messenger RNA of Heterostelium album PN500, 516 nucleotides long. RefSeq lists its product as uncharacterized. The record is from RefSeq and is a predicted model, not a curated record. Bases 1 to 516 code for a protein of 171 amino acids. The transcript has a single exon. Lineage: Eukaryota; Evosea; Eumycetozoa; Acytosteliales; Acytosteliaceae.